Molecule: messenger RNA, 12239 nt
Organism: Alligator mississippiensis (American alligator)
Lineage: Eukaryota; Metazoa; Chordata; Crocodylia; Alligatoridae
Exons: 5
Coding region: 960-1934 (324 amino acids)
Source: RefSeq, a predicted model, not a curated record
CCUCCACCUGCAUCUGAAAGGGCUGGUGUGUGAUCCUUGUGUGUGCCCUCAGACUGUGCCUGUGUUCCCCACCAGAGACACCCUUUGGUGCUUAGCAGCCCCACUGCCUGCAGCAAAUGAGCCCUUGGCAGGGAGAUGCCCUUGUCUUGCUGGUGCAGGGGCUGCAACCUGAGCACCCACUUCCCCCUGGACACGUUGUGGGUUGGAGACCUCCUUUGUGGCGGAGGGUGCAGGGCUGAGGCUCCCCUGUGGUGCUGGGGACCUGUGCCAUGCUUGGCUGCAGCCCAGAGCAAGCCCAGAAAGUCACUUGGGUGCAGGCAGAAUCUGUGAGCUCAAGGGGCUUGCCUGUGGGAAAACCUCAGGUCCUGAAGAUGGAGUCAGUUCUUGGUUGGUCAGCACGUUUCACGCUGCUUGGUAUGUGGGUUUUGCUAAUGACCUGAACUUUUCAGAGUGAAGAUAGCACUGGUGCUGCUGUGCCUGGAAAGCAGCCAGGACAGGCAAAGGUGAGUUUCCCUCCCAGCUGUCACGUUACUUCUUUGGACCCAGUCUAGGAUCCCUUCAAGCCAUGGAUACUACUUACACCUACCAAGAGGGACACUUCACACUGCUUGAGGCUGGAUUUCCCACACGUGUGCCUGGCAGGGCAGCAGCUAUCUGUGCUGUGGGAACUGCAACCCACGGGACCCAUCCUGUCUCCCUGAUGGGAGUUUCUGACUCAGGAUGCUUGUAGGACUCAGGACUCAGGAUGCUUGCUGACUUGUAGGACUCAGGACUCAGGAUGCUUGCUCAUCCCCCGCGUCGCGUUCGUCCUGAGAGGCUUGGCAGUCCCCAAGACCCCACUCAAGAAGGCGGACGCCGAGAUCCGACAGCUGCUGAAGAAGUGGCUGCACCUGCCGCUGAGGGCCAGCAACGAGGUCCUGCACAUCCCCUACCGGCAGGGGGGUGCCAACGUGCCCCGCAUGGGAGACCUCGGCGACAUCGCCGUGGUCACCCACGCCUUCCGCCUCCUGACCUGCCCGGACGCGACGGUAAGUAUCAUCGCUGCCAGCGCCCUGGAGGAGACCACCUGCAAGAGGAUCGGCAGGCAACCCACCGGACGUGACUUGGCCACCUUCCUGAGCGGCUCGCUGGAGGGCGAGUUCAGCCAAGACGGCGGGGACUUUGCCUGGCUGUGGAGCCGAGCCCGCAACGCCAUGCGCCGCCUCGGGAAGCGCGUCGGCUGCACCUGGACUUGGACCGAGGAGCGCCGGGAGCUGGCAGUCUCCCUGCAGCCAGCCCCACACGCCGACUCCGUGACUGUGAUGCCCCGCACGAAGACCUUCCUGGAGAGGUUCCUGAAGGACGCCGUCCGCAACAAAUACACUGGCGACCUGAGGGCCAAACCCAACCAGGGCAAGGUCUUCGACGUCACCUCGAAGUGGGACGCCAGCAACCACUUCAUGCCUAGCGGGAGCUUCACGCGCUUCGCGGACUGGCGCUUCCUCCACCGCGCCCGCCUCAACUGCCUGCCUCUCAACGGAGCCGUCCGCUUCAGCCACCGGGACAAGAGGUGCCGACGGUGUGGCUACGCAGCCGAGACCCUCCCCCACGUGCUGUGCAGCUGCAAGCCGCACGCCAGGGCCUGGCAGCUCCGCCACAACGCUGUCCGGGACCGCCUGGCGAGGGCCAUCCCGGCCGCCACGGGGCAGGUCUCCGUCAACCGCACCAUCCCGGGCUGCGAGAGCCAGAUGUGCCCCGACAUCAUGAUUACCAACGAGGAGGCCAAGAAGAUCACCAUCGUGGACGUCACCAUCCCGUUCGAGAACCGGCACCAAGGCUUCACCGACGCCCGGGCUCGCAAGCGGGAGAAGUACGCCCUGCUGGCCAACACCUUGAGGGGCCACGGCUACAACGUGACGGUCGACGCGCUCAUCGUGGGAACGCUCGGAGCCUAGGACCCCAGUAAUGAGAGCGUCCUGCGUGCCUGCCGCGUCUCCCGCCGCUACGCCAAGCUGAUGCGCUGCCUCAUGGUGUCGGACACCAUCCAGUGGUCCCGCAACAUUUACAUGGAGCACAUCACGGGCCACCGCCAGUACACGGACCCCACCAGGAGAACAGCCGCCAGACCGGACCCAGAGGGGACCGCCUGAACCCCCCCCCCUCUCUGCAACAGACGGACCUUCGCUUCAAGAGGACUCAUCAACAACAGACGACGACCCAGCGCCACCCGAAGAGGACCCCCGCAAUAGACUAUAUCUAGACUGAGACACUUUUUCCUCGGACCACUUCUUCCACCAUUGCGGACCAUUGUCACGGGUAUGUGUGUUUCUAUCCUCUUUCUCUCUCAGCGUCGUGAAACCCCCCCCCUCCCUCCCCUUCCCCACUCCCUCCCCUUCCCCACUCCCCUCUCCCCUUACCCCCGGGCUUAGUUGGCUAACUUUGUAUCGCAUGUAACCUAGUUGCGUUCCCAACCUCGCCCCCAUCCUUCUAUUGUUAGUCCCUCGCCUGGGCGUUCUGUAUUUCCCUAUCGGCUUUGUCAUCUUUUUUGGAUUUACCAUCCUUACCAUCUACUAAUAUUAGUCAGGACCAACUUCUAGCCAAAUGGAUGGAACCGACAGAUAGAAAAGGCGAUGGAACGGCAACGUGCCCUCAAAUUCCCAUGUGGCGCCAUGCCAUGGCUAGCACUCACCCUGAUCCCACUGACUAAGAAGCCAACAUGGUGGUGUGGGAUCAGGUCUUUGGUACUGCUGGAAGCAGAUGUUAAUGCCCAACCUUGGCCAGGCUGAGGAUGCAGGAACUUUUGUGUAUUUUGCAGCCUCUUUGCCUUUCUCAGAUGUUCCCAUUGAAGGGCCAGAGGAUUUGUGUUCUGUGCAGACGUGUACAAAACCCUGUCCUGUGUAGGGUCUGCUGGCCAAUGUCUGCCAGCCUGGGACCUGGAAGCUCAGCUGGUAGAACCUGGCAGCCUUGAAUUCCCCCAGGGAAACAACCUUGUGAAAGUGCUGUGCCCAUAAAGGAGUUUCCUAAGAAGGACGGGCAUCCACCUGAGUCCCAACGUCUACUGCUGGUUGCCCUUUUCUGCUUCUAGAGUAGUCAGCACCAACUGUCUCUGGCUUUGCUUCAUUUACUAUAUGUAAUUUAAUGUUCUUUGUUUCCCUCAUGCUUAGUUGUCGGUGGGAUGCAGGGCCAUGAGAAGACUGUCUGACUACUUGUGUUUUCUUUUUUCAAGCUCUAUCCAAAAAAGAUUGGGCUUCUAAGAGUGGCCUAGAAGUAGCACCAGCUCCUUCCUAGGUAUCCAGCUCACACCCUGUCCACUCUCCCUUCCAGCAUCCACUCUCUGCCCCUGUGGGACAUGGGAGUCUGGGCAAGGGGGACCUCUGGUCUGACCCUGUGAACGGCAAUUCUUCUGUUCUGCGCCAUGUCAAAUCCUAAUCUGAGGUGCUUUGGCUCUAAACCCAUGCUACCCAGCUCAUGAAUCCCAAGUGACAUGCUGCCUGUCUAUGAAACCAUCCCAAGUUGAUCUCAGCCUCAGGAAAGGCCAGCUGAAGAGGAGCACGAAGGCAAAGUAUGAUGUUGCCCAGAGCAUAGUGCUCACUGAGUACAGUUGCCCUUGGGUUGCUUAAUGCUGGGGACUGUGGCCUGAGGCAAUUAAAGGCAUCUUAAAUCUUACAGAGAAAUAAGAUUUAUAUUAAGUCCAAAUCUGCCUUCUAAUGGCUAAGUGGACAUCUGUCUCCAGCGUCUCAGUUCAUACUUCCUGACAGCCUGGUUCAAUUUGUCCUAUUCACUGAGUUCUCUCUCUUCUUUUUUCUCCACUGGUCUCUGCAAGACCAGAUCCAAACUCCACAGAGAUCAGUGAAAAAAUUCACAUUGACUUCCUGGAGCUUUGGUUCCACUUCUUUCCCUGGUCCCAAAUGCUCUCCUUACAAGAAAUGGCCCCUGGAUCCUCCUCCCUCUCCCUAUUGCAGCACCUGAUUUGCCAUCUUAAGCACUGGAUGAUGUUCUUCUGCUUCUCCUUUGCUAAACAAUCAGCUUCUCGGGCAGUUUUUGGCUUCCAAAGUCUCACAGGUAACAAUGUGCUUCACUUUCCAGGCAAGCAAGGAGUCCAAACUCAGCACUAGCCAGGCACCACCAACUAAAACCUGCACUGAGAAAGCAAAGGAGGCUGCAGCCCUACCAACGAAGGCAGGAAAUGAUCUUAGCGGCAAAAUCACUGUUACAUUUGACAUCUUGCCAAUGAACAUUUCCAAGUACCUGAGAGUUGCCCUCUUCAGACUCCUGAAGGUUUUGAUACAGAAUCUUAGUUUAAAGGGUGACCCUGACCCUCCUCUUGAAUCUGAUUGAUGCUAAAGGAUUUCCAAGCAUUUUUUCUUCGUUGUUGUCUUCUGUAAAGACAGAUAAAAGCAUUGAGAAGUCAAUGAAUGGCUAGCCUUUAGCUUGCCACCUUUGUUUCGGUGUUUUGUUCUUUAUUUAUCGCUUUGCUUUGUUCUGCUUUGGCUGUGGGCACAGAACCCUUGGAAGAGUGUCUGACCACUUGCAUUUUCUUUUUUCAGGCUCUGGGAAAACGUGUGCCUGCUUGUAAAAAAGGCCAGGAACUUCAAGCAACCCCUUCCCAGGUACCCUGUUUUCCUUUUGAGGUGACAGCUGAACACAGCUCUGGCUCAGUAGGGAGAAUUUCUUCCUGCCCAUGGGGAUGCCAUGUCUCCAGGCCUAAGGAGAAUCCAUAGCAUUGUGAGCUCUGCUUGAAAAUUACUCCCCAUCUAAACAUGUGUGAUGAAGGGUGCAAGGCGUAGUCCCUUGUUUCAGGGUGUCAGCUGGUUUUCUGCCCACAGCAGGGGCUGUUCUUCUGCUCAGGGCUUAGCCUUGUCUUUUGGGAAUGGGUCCUGGAAAGGAAGCUGAGCAGGAGUUGUUCCGAGUUAGGGAGACCUUGAGCUGGAGAAGACACUAUGUUUGGUUUGGCCUGAGAGAAAGGUCCCUGUGUCAGUUCAUUUCUGAAACUUUGUGAAAUAGCUCUGCUGGGAACAGUCCCAGGGGUGGGGGGGUCUGCCUCCUCUCUGCCUCUUCGCAAAUCUUUCAUAUUCCCUUGGACUCGCUUGCCCCUCUCUCAGCUUUGAGAGUGAAAUGCAUGCAAGUCCACCAAGUAGCAAACUGUUCAGCUUGUGUCUGAUGCAUCCAGCACUGGCUAGCGGAUGCAGAGCAGCCUGGAAGGCAGAAGUCAGCUCUUCGACGCCCAUCCAGUAGGAGCAAAUGCAGCAGCAGCAGGAGAAACCAAUGCUUGUCCUUCCUUCACCUGCAUCUGAAAGGGCUGGUAUGUGAUCCUUGUGUGUGCCCUCAGACUAGGCCUGUGUUCCCCACUAGCGACACUCCUUGGUGCUUAGCAUCCCCACUGUCUGCAGCAAAUGAGCCCUUGGCAGGGAGAUGCCCUUGCCCUGCUGGUGUGGGAGCUGCAACCUGAGCACUCAGCUUCCCCCUGUACACAUUGUGGGUUAGAGCCCUCCUUUGUGGUGGAGGGUGCAGAGCUGAGGCUUCCCUGUGGUGCUGGGGACCUGUGCCAUGCCUGGCUGUAGCCCAGAGCAAACCCAGAAAAUCACUUGGGUGCAGGCCGAGUCUGCAAGCUCGAGGGGUUUCCCUGUGAGAAAACCUCAGGUCCCAGAGUCGGAGAGUCCUUGGUUAGUCAGCAAGUGCCAUGGUGCUUGGUAGGUGGGUUUUACUAAUGACCUAAACAUUUCAGAGUAGAGAUAGCACUGGUGCUGCUGUGUCUGGAAAGCCACCAUGACAGGCAGAUGAGAGUUUCCCUCCCAGCUGUCACGUUACUCCUUUGGACCCAGUCUAGGAUCCCUUCAGGCCGUGGGUACUAUUUACCCCUACCAAUGGGGACAAUUCACACUGCUUGAGGCUGGAUUUCCCACACGUGUGCCCGGCAGGCAGCAGCUCUUAGUGCUUUGGGAACUGCAACCCAUAGGGCCCAUCCUAUCUCCCUGAUGGGAGUUUCUGACUCGGGAUGCUCGUAGUAUUAGUCAGGACCAACUUCUAGCCAAAUGGAUGGGACUGCAAUGUGCCCUCCAAAUCCCAGCUGGCACCACAGUAGUGCUAUCACUCACCCUGGCCCCACUGCCAGGGAAGCCAACCUUGUGAUGCAGGAUCAGACCUUUGGUACGGCUGGAAGCAGAGGUUUAUGCUCAGCCUCCCUGCAGGCUCAGGAUUCAGGAAGCUUUUUCCAUGCAUCUCCCUUUGCAGCCUCUUUGCCUUUCUCAGACAUUCCCAUUGAAGGGUCAGAGGAUUCGUGUUCUGUGCAGAUGUGUAUAAAACCCCAUCCUGCAUAAGGACUAUUGGCCAUUGUCUGCUAGCCUGGGACCUGCAAACUCCAUUGGCACGGCCUGGCAGCCUUAAAUUCCCCCCAGGGAAAUAAUCCUGGGAAUGUGCUGUGCCCACAGAGGAGUUCCCUAGGAAGGACGGGCAUCCACAGGAGCCCCACUGUCACUGCUGAAUCUUGCUCUUUUCUCCUUAUCCAGGACACAUAACGAACUGUCUCUGGCUUUGCUUCAAUUUCUAUAUGUAAUUUAAUGUUGUGCUGUGUUUCUUCCGUGCUUAGGUUUGGCUGGUGGCACAGAGCCAUGGGAAGAUUGUCUGACUACUGGUGCUUUCUUUUUUUAGACUUGGGCAAAAAAAGAUCCUGCUACCAAGGAUGACCAGGAUUUUCCACCAACUCCUUCCCAGACCGGAUCCAGACUCCACAGAAGUUGAUGAGGAGAUGCUCAUUGCCUUCCUGGGGCUUUGGUUCCACUUCUUUCCCUGGUUGUGAAUACUCUCCUGUCAAGAAUUGCCCCCUGGAUCUUCCACCCUCUCUAUGGCAACUGAUAUGGCAUCUUAAGCACCAGAGGAUGUUCUUUUUCUUCUCUUUUGCUAAGCAAAUGGGCUUCUCAGGCAGCUUUCUAGCUUCCAAAAUCUCACAGGUAACAUUCCUUCACUUUCCUGGCAGUCAAGGAGUUGAAGGCCGGCUCUUACCAAGCAGCGUUGCUGAAGAUGCCAACUGGGAGAGCAAAGCAGACUGCAGCCCUACCGAGGAAGGCACAGGGAAAAUGUGAGCCUGCCUCCAAGGACAGCCAGGCAAUUAUAACAACCCCUUCCCAGAGUGAAAUGCCUGCAAGUCCAACAAGUACUACACUGUUCGGCCUGUAUAUGAUGACACCCAGCACUGCCUAGAAGCCCCAGAGCAGCCCGGCAGGCAGAAAUGAGCUCUUCCGCACCCAUCCAAGGGGAGCAAAUGUGGGGCGCACUUCACCCUCAGUACUUUGAAGCCCCACCACUUCCAGCAAAUGAGCCCUUUGGAGGAAGAGCUGCUGUGCUGCUGCUGGGGGAGCUGGUGCCUGAGCACCCAGCUUCCCCCUGGACACCAUGUGUGUGAAAGCACUCUCUUGUGCCAGCGAGUGCAAGGCUGGGGUUCCCCUGUAGUGCUGGGGACCUGUGCCUUGCUUGGCUGCAACCCAGAGCAAACCCAGAAGUUACUUGGGUGCAGGCAGAAUCUGCAAACUCAAGGGGUUUCGUUGCAGGAAAAGCUGAGGUCUUGGAGAUGGAGGGAGCCCUUGGCUGGUCAGCAAGCGCACUGAUGCUUGGAAGGUGUGUGUGGCUAAUGGCCUGAUCUUUUCAGCGUGGAGACAGCACUGGUGCUGCUGUGUCUGGAAAGCUGCCAGGACAGACAGAGCUGAGUUUCCAUCCCAGCUGUCACGUUGCUCUUUUGAACUCAGUCUAGGGACCCUACAGGCCAUGUGUUCUUCUUCCUCCUACCAGUGGGGAUAAUUCACACUGCCUGAGGCUGGAUUUCCAACAUGGGUCCCUGGCAGGCAGCAGAUGUCUGUGAGGUGGGGACAGCAACCCAUGAGGUGCACCCUGUCUUCCUCUUGGAAGUUUCUGACUCUUGGGAUGCUUAUAGUAUUAGUCAAGGCCAACCUCUAGCCAAAUGGACUAGACAGACAGAUAGAAAAGGCAAUGGAACUGCAAUGUGCCCCCAAAUUUCCAUCUUGCACCAUGCCAGUGCUAUCGCUCACCCUGGUCCCACUGCCAGGGAAGCCAACCUUGUGAUGCAGGAUCAGACCUUUGGUACAGCUGGAAGCAGAGGUUUAUGCCCAGCCUCCCUGCAGGCUCAGAAUACAGGAUGCUUUUUACAUGUAUCUCCCUUUGCAGCCUCUUGGCCUUUCUCAGACGUUCCCACUGAAGGGUCAGAGGAUUUGUGUUCUGUGCAGAUGUGUAUAAAACCCUGUCCUGCGUAGGGACUGCUGGCCAAUGUCUGCCAGCCUGGGACCUGAAAACUCAGCUGGUAGAGCCUGGCAGCCUUGAAUUCCCCCAGGGAACCAACCUUGGGGUGUGGAGUUCCCAAAGAGGAGUUCCCUUGGAAGGACGGGCAUUCACCUGAGCCCCACCGACACUGCUGGAUCUUGCCAUUUUCUCCUUACACAGGAAAAAGAACCAAGUCUCUGGCUUUGCUUCAGUUUCUAUAUGUAAUUUGAUGUUGUGCUGUGUUUCUUUUGUGCUUAGUUGUGGCUGGGGGCACCAAGCCAUGGGAAGAUUGUCUGACUACGGGUGCUUUUGUUCAGGCUCAGUCAAAACAAAAGUCUGCUUCCAAGACUGGCCAGGAUGUUCCACCAGCUCCUUCCCAGGCAUCUUGGUCACACCCCAUCCACUCUCCCUCUUUGCCCCUUGGCAAGUCUUCCCUGUAUACUAAGAUAAGUUCAAAUGUGCCUUCUAAUGGCUGAGCUGACACCUGUCUCCAGCACCUCAGUUGAAAUUACAUGAUUUGAUUAACACCAUGUUUGCUGAAUUCUCUCUCGUGUUUUUGGAUUCUGUCUCUGGGGGAGCUGGUGCCUGAGCAGCCAGCUACCACCUGGGAGAGAGCCCUGUCCUAUGCGGGAUCAGACCUUUGGUACUGCUGGAAGUAGAGGUUUAUGCCCCAGCCUCCCCCAGGCUCAGGAUGCAGGAACCUUUGUGCACGUAUCUCCCUUUACAGCCUCUUUGCCUUUCUCAGAUGUUCCCACUGAAGAGUCAGGGGAUUCGUGUUCUGUGCAGAUGUGUAUAAAACCCCAUCCUGCCUAAGGAGUAUUGGCCAAUAUCUGCCAGCCUGGAACCUAGAAACUCAGGUGGUAGAGCCUGGCAGCCUUAAUGGGUAUCUAUACAGGUUUCUUAAUGGGUGUCUAUACACAUUCUUAAAACACUGCAGUGUCACAUGUAUUGAGCACCCUGUGUUCCAGAAUGGCUACUGGACCACUUUAACUAAACCUCGUUCAAUGAGUUUUUAUUAAAGUACCCUGCAGCCAAUUUGAAACAUGAGAUGCUUAAUACACGUGAUGGUGGGGCACACUGGUGCUUUCUAAUUAGAAUAGAUCACAGCUGAUUUAUCGAGUAUGCUCCCAUGGGUUGUAAAUAGAACGUGUCAGAGCACAUGUAUAGGCACCCAAUGGGUGAAACUCCCGGACAACUAAGCAGCUUUUGUCAGCUGGUUAGAGACAUAGCUGUGGCUGGAAUUGUUCUGAAUAGUACCCUCAGUUUAAUGGCACAAUCUCACCUGAGCUGGUGGAGCAGAGAUGAAGCCGUUCCUGUGGGAGCACGUUUUGGAAACUGCUUGACCAGUUAAAAUCCGCCCCAGGGAAACAACCUUGAGAAUGUGCUGUGCCCACGGAGGAUUUCCCUAGGAAGGACUGGCAUCGGGCUGAGCCCACUCCCUAUCACCAGGUCGUGCCCUCUCUCCUUACAGAGCAAACAGAACCAACUGUCUCUGGCUUUGCUUCAGUUUCAUUACAUGUGAUUUACUUCUGUUCUAUGUUUGACUGAUGCUUAGUUUUAUUGGAGGCACACAACCCUUGGAAGACUGUCUGACAACCUGAGUUUCCUUUUUUCAGACUCUGGCCAACCAAGAGCCUUCUUCCAAAGAUGGCCAGGCUGAUUCAUCAACUCCUUCCCAAGUAUCCUGGCCUCCCUUUCAGGUGACAACUGCCUGCUGCUCUCACUUAGCAGGUGGAAUCUCUUUCUGCCCCUGGCCAUGGGAAGUGUCUGAGGAUUUGAUUUUUCAGGUGGUAGCCAAGGAAAAGGUAUUUUGGGGGGGAAUUACUAGCGAGUAAUUACGAGUGUGAACCAUCUCACUUCAAAAAUAGUGAAGGGAGGUUUUACUUCUGUUUUUUCCUUUUCCCCAUUUUCUUAAGCCAUGAAAUUGGAGGAUUUUGAAAUACCAUCACAGACUGCUUUGCUUAGCCCUAAUAUGCACUGUUUGACAACAGAGCCUAGUGCAAAAAACUCUGUCAUGCCAUCGUGCCUGUAACAGCCUUGAUUUCACAUGCAUGUGACAAUUAACUCCAUCACCAUGUAGAAGCACUGACUUGCAACUCUAAGAGUCUGAAAUACAGACCCCUGCCCUGCCUUCUGCCCGAGUCCAGCCUAACACAGCAACCCCCUCUCUCUACUCAGGGUCUACCAAGGGUGCAGGAGAGACAUGCCUGCAGAGCAAUCUGCCUGCUGCCCUGUGGGCAUUUUAGACCCGCUCAUACAGGGAGCCUGGCUGAGUCCCCAAAGACAUCUGCUGAGGUAAGGGAAAUGUUUAGGUAAAAUACCAAGUGACAUUUGUCCAGAGAGCAGAGGGGAAUGUGGGGCUUUUCCUACCUUCACUUCCUCUCCUUAGAGGCGGAAAGGGGGACGGUUCUCCAUGGGGACCCAGGCCAGGUCCCCAGGCAGCAGUGUCCAGGACCGCUGGGCUUGUGGCCAGCACGAUUCACAGAAGAGAGACCACCACUGGCUAAAACAGUUGCUUUGCAGAGUGGAGCUGAAUUUCCAUGGUAGUAGUUGAGACCUCCUCAGCUUAGGUAUGGGAACAGGAAGGGCCCAUCACACAGUGCUGGAGCCCAACGCUGCGUGACUUCUGCUGAGCGGCCGCCAGCCCUCCUCUCCUCGGUGUUCCCAACGUCUCGCUCCUCCAUCGUCGGACUGGAUCUUUCUGCAGGUCACAUUCAUGGCCAGAGAAUGUCAUCAGGUCAGGGGGAAGGCUCUUGGCGCUCCCACCAUCUGCUGUGUGGACCUGUUGUGUGUAGCAGGGAGCCAGAGGCUCCUAGCACUCGAAUGAGAGGGUGCAGCAGGUCAAGGAGGCUGUGUUCAGCUGCAGCUGAAGAGCUGGUGCUGGCCAUGGUGUGUGGGUGGUGAGCCAUGUGACCAGAAGGGGCAGGGCUUGGAGGUAUAUAAGCCCAAGGCCUGAGGCAAAAGGGGCAGUCUUGCCCUGCAUGCUAGGGGGGAAGGGGCUCCUAGGAGAGGGCAAGGUUUCAGGGAACAGUGCCAUGGACACCCAAGUGACCCAGAGGUGCUAGAUAAAGCAGCUAAAGAUAGGGUGAGCAUCUUUCCAAUGUGAUGGGCUAGCUGGCAGUGACUUAGCCCAGGGCAAAAGAUGAUUGGAGGACUUGGGAUUCCCUUUCCUCACCAAUCAGGCCCCAGAGAGACACCCUCCAUGUCCCGAUUGGCCCUGUGGGUCACUUGGAGGGGGAUAAAAGGGGCAGUGCAGCUGACUCAGGCAGAGACCACAAGGAAGGAUCUUCAAGGAGCUGGCAAGAGCUGGGCCAGCAGGGCGGGAGCAGUUGCCCCAGAAGAGCCUGAAGGAGUGCAACGUGCAGGCAGCACUGGGGUCCUCAGCAGCAUGGCGUGCGGCUGGCAGGAGAGGCUCCCUGCUGGGCUCCAGGAUCCCCUACCAGAGGCUGUGGCCAGCAGGAGAGGCUCCCCUGCUUCAGCAAGAUCUGAGCAGCAACCUGAGAGGUUCCCAGCUCUGCUUCCAGCUCCUCCAGAGACCAGGCAGCUCGACGUGAGGCGGGGGCUCCAGGAAGGUCAAGACCCCUAGCAGCUUGGAGCAGUAGCAGCAGCAGCAGUGGUGGCUGCAUAGCAGAGUUUCUGCCUACUGUGUAGAACACCUGAGUUCAAGUCCUAGCUUUGGUGACUUGGGGUGAGUGAGCUAACAAGGAAAAAUUCCUGUUGCAGUGGAAAGGGGCCAUUGUGUUGUCUUCCCCCAUUUUGUAUUUUGUGCCUUUUGUAUUUCCACUAAUACCAACCAGUAUAGUUUGUUCUGCUGUUUGUUUUACAUUUCGGUUAACCCUGUCUUUUGUCAACUGGAUGAAUGUCUAUGAUUUUAAGAGUCUAACGUUUGUUGAAUCCUGCCCCUUUGGGGCACUGUAGUGUCCCCUCUACCCCCCUGGUUUAUACUGAUUAUGUUCCCAGUAUUGUUCCCUCAUUAAAAGGUAUAUAGUUAA